AUGGGGACCCGACUGCUUCUCCUGCUGCUCUCGGGAGCCCUAGCCUUGACUGAGACCUGGGCGGGUACGCACACCCUGAAAAUUUUCAGCACCGCGGUGUACUGUCGGGGCGGCAGGAAGUCCCGGUACAUCGGCGUCAGCUACGCGGACAACGCGGAGAUCGCGCAGUUCGACAGCGACGCCCCGAACCCGAGGCUGGAGCUGCGGGCACCAUGGAUGGAGAAGGAGAGGCCGGACUAUUGGAACCAGGGGACAGGGUUUUGCCUGCGCGAAGCACAGAUUAACCAAGCGAACCUGAACAAGCUGCGCGCCAACUACAAGCACAGCGAGGACCGUGAGCCGCGAGUGCCCGGGUCCCGGUCACCACCCCCAUCCCCACGGACGCACGGGCCUUUGUCACCCCAAGUCUCUGGGUCCGAGUGUCACCUCCAGGCUUCAGAACCCGCCAGUCCCCUUCCUGGGAGGAGCGCGCGGGAAUUUUGAUCUGGUUUCAUUUUCAAUUUAGCUUUAAUUACCACGGGUCAGGUUCGGACGACUG
Messenger RNA from Phyllostomus discolor (pale spear-nosed bat), 538 nucleotides. Its product is annotated as class I histocompatibility antigen, Gogo-C*0202 alpha chain-like. The record is from RefSeq and is a predicted model, not a curated record. Gene Ontology annotation, cellular component: external side of plasma membrane. The transcript is spliced from 2 exons. NCBI's taxonomy places the organism in Eukaryota, Metazoa, Chordata, Mammalia, Chiroptera, Phyllostomidae. The coding region runs from base 1 to 483 and encodes 160 amino acids. Gene Ontology annotation, biological process: antigen processing and presentation of endogenous peptide antigen via MHC class Ib; positive regulation of T cell mediated cytotoxicity; immune response. Gene Ontology annotation, molecular function: signaling receptor binding; peptide antigen binding.